Molecule: messenger RNA, 1887 nt
Organism: Pieris macdunnoughi
Lineage: Eukaryota; Metazoa; Arthropoda; Insecta; Lepidoptera; Pieridae
Source: the annotation of a GenBank genome assembly
AUGGUUGACGCAAAUCACUCUAUGAAGGAGAAUGUAGUUAAGGAUAGUAUUUCGGUCAACGGGUCUGAAACACCGAAGCGUGCAUCAUGGGGUAGUCCACUGGAAUUCAUUCUAGCGUGUUUGGGUUACGCGGUGGGUCUGGGCAAUGUCUGGAGAUUUCCGUAUCUAUGCUACAGGAAUGGCGGUGGUGCUUUUCUUAUUCCAUUCUUUCUGAUGAUCAUGAUAGUUGGCCUGCCAAUAUUCUACUUGGAGUUAUACGUUGGACAGUACACCGCUCUUGGUCCGUUGAAGGCGUUCCAGUCAAUUUCUCCGUUCUUCUCUGGGGUGGGAUACUGUGCCUUAAUGGUGGUCAGCAUGAUAUCUGUGUACUAUAUGAUAAUUGUUGCUUGGACCUUAUACUAUACUGUGGUGUCGAUAAUAGGCAACUUGGAAUGGGGAACAUGCUCGAACGAUUACAAUACUGAUUUUUGCUACAGUGGAGAAUACGACUCAAGAUGUAGGGAAAAUAACACUGGUGUCGCCGCAGACUUAACCUAUUAUAUGCGAAAAUGUAUGAGUAUUGAAGACAUCUGUAUAAUGACUGGAUACCAGCCAUAUAAUGAUAAAUACUGUAUGGACGGCUCUGAGACAGUACCUUGGUACACAAAUGCAACCAGGAUAUUGGCUUCGGAAGAGUAUUAUAAUCAGCGUGUGUUGGGAAUAGGAGACGCAACGUGGGAGAAUUGGGGAACCAUUCAGUGGCAUCUCGUCGGAUGUCUAUUCGGAUGUUGGGUUGUGGCUUUCCUCGUCGUUAUUAAGGGUGUACAGUCAGCGGGAAAAGUUGUAUAUUUCACCGCCUUGUUCCCGUAUGUAAUGUUGACGGCACUUCUAAUCAGAGGUGUAACAUUGGAUGGUGCUGGUGAAGGUAUACUAUUCUACCUGACUCCAAGAUGGGAAAACCUUCUCAGCGCACGUGUUUGGGGAGAUGCUGCUUCUCAGACAUUCUAUUCUUUCGGCGUUGCUUGCGGGUCUUUGGUGACUCUUGCAUCAUACAACAAAUUUACAAAUAACUGCCACUUCGAUGCUGUUUUUGUCUGUAUCGCGAAUUAUCUUACAUCGAUUUACGCUGGAUUCGUCAUUUUCUCAGUGCUGGGCUUCCAAGCUAAUAAGAUGGGAGUUAGCGUUGAUGAUGUCGCCCAAAGUGGACCCGGACUGGCGUUUGUUGUGUACCCAGAGGCUCUUCUACAGAUGCCGGUACCCCAGCUCUGGUGCAUCCUAUUUUUCUUUAUGCUGUUUAUUCUUGGGCUCGGAAGUCAGUUCGCGGGUAUAGAAGCAAUUAAUACAACGAUAGUUGAUCGAUGGCCAGUAUUGAGGAAAAGAUACUGGAUGGUAACGGCAUUUACGUGUUUCGUGUGUUUUCUAUUGGGGCUGCCGAUGUGUUUCAGCGGCGGUGUUUAUCUAUUUACCCUGCUUGAUUGGAACACAGCCUCAUGGGCAAUUCUCCUAAUAGGUAUUGCAGAGGUGACUGCCGUAUCUUGGAGCUAUGGUAUAAAUAGAGCUUUGCAAGAUCUGGAGACUAUGAAUAUGAAAUUCAAUAUUGUACUCAGACUAUUUUGGAAGGGUGUAUGGCUGGUUGCUGUGCCUUUUGUCAGUUUUGCUAUAUUAAUAUUUGUACUGGUGGAAUGGACGCCGCCUAGUUAUGGCAACUAUAAAUUUCCUUUGUUCGCUGAUAUUCUUGGAUGGGCUAUUGGAACAUCAACAAUUAUAUUUUUCCCUAUGGGCGUCGUGUGGGCUUUAUACAAAGGAUAUCGAGGAAUGGAUCUCUUCAGACCAACUUCUGACUGGAAGCCUGCUGUCUUACCAUCAGAAAGUGAAGCCAAUACUUAUGAUAACUUAGCAUAUCUUUAA